Westerdykella ornata is the source of this 1687-nucleotide messenger RNA. RefSeq lists its product as uncharacterized. The transcript has 2 exons. The coding region runs from base 75 to 1493 and encodes 472 amino acids. NCBI's taxonomy places the organism in Eukaryota, Fungi, Ascomycota, Dothideomycetes, Pleosporales, Sporormiaceae. The record is from RefSeq and is a predicted model, not a curated record.
CACACAUCAACGAGUGGGAAUAUUUAUCGACAAGAAUUCACAAGACGUACCUUUCCAAUCAACUAGAACCUAUCAUGAAUCUCCCCAUAGAACUCUUUCGUACAGUUUUAGAGGAACUCGAACGGGAACUCAAACUCCCUCAGCUUUUCGCUCUGCGGCUAGUAUCCCAAGCAUUCAACACCGAAAUCCUCCGCCUAAUGUUUCGCAGCCGGCGAAUUGAUUCCGUUUUCAAGAUUUCUGACUGGAUUAUCCCAUGGACAGACCCUCUACGAUGGCAGCGGAAGAGAGGCAAAAUCGAGACGUCUCAGUCAAAGUUCCCGAAGACUUUAAGGCCAAUAUACUUCUACCAUCGGAUGCGGCGAGGAUACUUAGGAGAGCCCAAGACCGACCCAGUGGUGGACAUAUUUGACCAGCUUGUUAUAUUCGAACUGGAGGCAAGAGAUCUUUCACCAGAAUCCAGAAUUGAAGACGUAGAGAUGGUACAUCAAGAGCUUUGCGAGGUGUUCGCAACGGCUUCAGAACAUCGCGCGUGUGCAGAGUCACUGUUCCACCAUUCAGUCCGAAUUCGAACCCGCAGUCAACCACUUCAAGACCAUGCCAUUAGGGAAGCCUCUCUGAUUGCGCGCUUGACUCUCGCAGUGAGGAGGCAAGAUUAUGCGGCGGUGCGGUCCACGCUUAGUGAGGGUGCCAUACUGGAUUGGAAAGGUAGCCCCUGGGUCGGCCGCGACCAUCCUCAGCUUGCAACAAGGAAUCGGGAUAAAAAGCUAGUUGACAUACUCCUGACGUAUGGUACCUAUUCGAAUCCAAAGCACCGUAACCGGCAGCUACUCGAUGCGAUGACGAUAGCAACAACAGAGCGAGAUAGAAAAAUGAUGGAGCUCCUUGUGUCCCACCCAGGGGGCAUAGUUGCUUCCGACCCCUUACUCAAAGGGGAUCACGAAACAUUGACGGAGAGAGCUUCCUGUAUUGCAGCUGAACAAUCUCUUCAGCCCCCAGAUCCGGAGCUUUUUGACUUCAUCAGCGGCCUCUUUGCACCAAACACGGAGUAUUUGCACCGGCUUACACUGGUGCGUGCAAUCAAACAAGGAAAUGUUGUCAUGACAGCACAUAUCCUUUCAACGAAAGUUGGAAGCGCUCUUGACCUCACCGCAAAAGGACGCACACGUCCUUUCGACAUUUACACCGCGCUGCAAGGGAUGUCUAAGCCAAUACGACCCGCAAUCAUGAGCCUACUGUUGUCCCACGGAGCGGAUCCCGACCUCCUGGGGCUGUCUUGGACAGCACAUACAAGACUGCGCUACUCAACGGGGAAUAUAUUGGAAGGGAGGAAGCUGUUGUUGGAAUUUGGAGCCAGAGGAUAUUUCGAGACUUUCAUGCGGCUCGAAGACAUAGAUGAAGGUGAAGGUCGCGGAGUGUUGGAGUGGGCACGACAGGAACUGCAGGAAGCAGAAACGAAUAUACGACGAGAAUCAGGGCGGUUUUACCACCCCUAAGCACACUCAUUACUUGGGAUAUUCUUUGGGCAGGAAUGUGGAAAUGCAUUGCAAAGAUGACGUGACUGUAUAGUACCGCAUUGUAUAAGCCGUAGAAUGAUGCACAGGCACGCGGAUGCUAGAACAGACAGCCAUGCUUCUAUAUUUUAUCCAUUUCGGAACGUUGGAGUUACAGGCAUAAGGAUGAACUUGAC